Molecule: messenger RNA, 2154 nt
Organism: Dunckerocampus dactyliophorus (ringed pipefish)
Lineage: Eukaryota; Metazoa; Chordata; Actinopteri; Syngnathiformes; Syngnathidae
Product: solute carrier family 41 member 1-like
Exons: 10
Coding region: 98-1438 (446 amino acids)
Biological process (GO): monoatomic cation transport
Cellular component (GO): plasma membrane
Molecular function (GO): monoatomic cation transmembrane transporter activity
Source: RefSeq, a predicted model, not a curated record
AUUUGACUGACUACCCUGACACAAGCCUUUACAGAGCAGGGGUACGCCACCACCGACAGCAGCUUUUGAAAGAAGAAUGAGUUAACCGGCACCAGUCAUGGUGGUGACCCAUCUGGCACUGGAGCUGUGCUUCCAGGAGAAGAAGCUACGAGGCUUCACAUGCAAACUGACCCGCUCAGCUCAAGGCUUCCUCCCCGAGAGCUCCUGGAUCAUCGCCGCCCAGGUGCUGGUGCCGUAUCUGGUGUCUGGUCUGGGCAUGGUGGCGGCCGGGAUAGUCAUGGAUAUCGUGCAACACUGGGGGGUGUUUCAAGAGAUCUCUGAGGUUUUUAUCUUGGUCCCAGCCCUGGUGGGGCUGAAGGGGAAUCUGGAGAUGACGCUGGCAUCCAGACUGUCAACAGCGGCCAACACCGGGCAGCUGGAGGAGCCUCAGCAGCAGUGGAAGACAAUUUGCUGUAAUCUGGCUCUUAUUCAGGUCCAGGCCACAGUUGUAGGCUUCCUGGCGGCCGUGGCAGCAGUGAGUCUGGGCGGUGUGAGCAGAGGAAGAGUAGAUGUUCUUCAUGCUGCCAUCUUGUGUGUCAGCAGUGUCACCACCGCCUUCAUUGCUGCACUGUCUCUUGGUUUGGUGAUGGUGGCAGUGAUCGUGGGCUCCAGGAGAGUGGGCAUCAACCCAGAUAACAUAGCCACGCCCAUCGCUGCAAGCCUGGGCGACCUCAUCACUUUAUCUUUGCUUGCGGGGAUCAGCAGCUUCUUCCUGCUCUAUAGAGACAUGUGGUACCUGCCUCCUGCAGUGUGUGCCUUUUUCCUGCUUCUUGUGCCAGCGUGUGUGCUCAUCGCCCGCCAGUCACCACCGAUCAGAGAGGUCUUGAGGUCAGGCUGGCAGCCGGUUAUCUUGGCCAUGUCGGUCAGCAGCAUUGGCGGUCUGAUUCUGGACAAGACAGUGAGCGAUCCAAACUUUGAGGGCAUGGCGGUGUUCACACCAGUUAUCAAUGGCGUAGGGGGAAAUCUGGUAGCCAUUCAGGCCAGCAGGAUGUCUACCUACCUGCACUAUUGGAGCGUUCCUGGAGCUCUCCCAUUCAAAAUGGCCAUGAACUGUCCAGGACUCUGUGCUACCUUCUGCUCCCCAGAUGAGAAUUCCAAAUCUGCCAGAGUCCUUGUCUUGCUUGUAGUCCCUGGACACCUGCUGUUCCUGUACAUGAUCCACCUUCUACAGGCAGGACACACAGCCAUGACAGCCACCUUUAUCGUCUGCUACCUGUCUGCAGCUCUGCUUCAGGUGCUGAUUCUGCUGUACGCGGCCAACCUGAUGGUGAGGUGUCUGUGGCAAAGGGGCUUGGACCCGGACAACUUCUCCAUCCCCUACCUGACAGCUCUGGGUGACCUGUUGGGAACAGGUUUCUUGGCCCUGAGCUUCAGACUGAUAUGGAGGAUCAGCUUUUGAGAAACAUCGCUAAUGCCCAUGCAAGACUUGUGAGAUUUUACGACUGGUUUAACUGCGUUUUUAGGGUCUGUUGCUUGGAUAGCUUCUACUGCGGAUAUUAGCUGUAUUAGAAUGAAAAUAAAACCUAUUACCACUGUCUGCUUACCAGUUAACUGCCAGCUAUUCAGUUGUCAUGUAGCCUAUUUAAAUGUGAGGGUGUGUUAAUGAUGAAAGUGUUGAGCUAAAAGCAAAUAUCCCAUUAGUAGUUAACGAUCCACUGCAUAAGUUGCAACGUAGACAGAAUGAAUCAGGCCUGUUUCAUGUCAGUAGGCAGGCCAAAUGUAAAGAGUUGGUGGACAUAGUCACAUGGUUUGGGUCAACUGCAAGCUAUUGCUUUUCAAGUUUUUGUUUCUUUGGACUUUUCUGUGGACUAUCCUCUUCCACGUGGUCUUGAUACGCAUGUGUCAAAUCGUAGGAUUUUGCAUUAAGCCACCUUGACACUUGCAGGAAUUUUGACCCCCUCGGUGGUACGCAUGUUUGUGUGCCAGUGAGUACAUUUGUUGUACACCGCUGUGACGCAUGUGUAAAAUGAAGAAAAGAAAGUUUCGGUCAGAGUCAGACCUGGAAGGCAUUAUUGACGCUAACCAAGGCUCCACUGUCCUGACGCUAACCAAGGUUCCACUGUCCUGACACUAACCAAGGUUCCACUGUCCUGACACUAACCAAGGUUCCACUGU